Meira miltonrushii is the source of this 4890-nucleotide messenger RNA. RefSeq lists its product as uncharacterized. The transcript has a single exon. The coding region runs from base 1 to 4890 and encodes 1629 amino acids. Lineage: Eukaryota; Fungi; Basidiomycota; Exobasidiomycetes; Exobasidiales; Brachybasidiaceae. The record is from RefSeq and is a predicted model, not a curated record.
AUGAGAGAAUCAUCCAUAUCAAGCCAAGAAGGAUUGGACACAUCCAAUAGAGAACGUGAUCAAAGGUUGCGAUCGGCAAAGAAGAAGUUGAAGAGCUAUCGCGCAAAGCAAGCUCAAAUGGAACAAGCCAAAAGACAAUCUCUUCUCGCAAACAGUUCAAUUCCCGCAACCAAUUCAGGUAGCUUCUCUUCUUCUUCGCAACAUUCACAAUCAUCAUUUUCUAUCCCUGCUCCAUCCACUUCGCAAAACCGUUUGAGCGUCCAAGGCGAUCGCGCCCUAGCAGCCAUCAUCAAUGACGCCGCACGGGAGAGCAAUCAAUUUAUCGACAACAAACGUCAUUCACGCUCUUUUUCUCGAUCCAGCGUUGGUGGUCAUGGAAGAGGACAUUCACGCACCGGCUCUAUAUCUGUGACUGCAUCUGGUUUGAUUGCAGCAUCACAGCUACUUUCAAACAAUGCAAAUGUGCCAUCUGCGCCCUCGUCCAACCGUCUCUCUACGACAUCCUCGUCUUCCUUCAUCGCAUCCACACCUCAUAGCCAUACUCGCGGACAUUCGAGAAGUCACUCGCGCAGUGGCUCUCGCAGCCUUGCGAGUGGACGGUCACGGCCUGUCAGCUUAAUCGGGUCUCUCAACGCACCAUCUUCGGCUGUGAACGAUGCUUGGAAAGAUGUGGAUGAAAGCGCCACAGUUGAACAGUCACCAGAUAUCGAUAUGCUAAAGACACCCACUCUUGCAUCCACAAGUCAGUUGAUGGAUGAUAGCACUCCAAUGGCCGCUGCAUCCAACGGGCCAAGACCAUUUAUCACUGCAACACCCGCAACCCCAAUCAAUGAAGCAAAUAGAGCGAGCAAUGAUGCAACACCUGUUGCACUUCCCAACAGGUCAAGUCAAACCCACGCACGUAGGUCAUCCCGCCAUUCACGAAAGGAUAGCGUCAGUACACGAAAAGAGAGCAUGGAGAUUAUGGGAGGUUUGGGUUCUUUGGGCAUCAAUCCUGCGCAUAUAUCAGCAGCUUUCGAUAUGACACCAUCCAACUCAGCCAACUCAUUUGCAUCUUCUUCUUACAAUCAACGUAAUAGCCGUCGCAUCAGCUCUCAAAGAUGGAGUGGAUUGCAAUCUGCUAGUGUCUUAUUUGGAGGCCCGGCUGACCCUGCUUCGAAACGUAACAGCUUCGAUUGGCGAAGUGCAAUUGCUUCAGCAGAAGCGCAAGAGCGUGAAAAUAACGGUGAUGACCGUUUGACAGCGUUGGAAAAGCUUGAAGGUCGCUCUAAAAGACAUUCUCGUCAAAGUAGCGUUCAAUUGCCCACUUUUGACGAAUUGCACGGCGAUGAAGGCAUGAACAAGAGAGCAAGUCAAGAUUUGAUCGAAUCGAAUUUGAAGACCACAAAUUCAUCUGGAUCCAUGUUGGCAUCCAUACCUUUCGCUGCCCCUCCUUCUUCGCCUUCAGCUUCUGUAAAUGCAGCUUUGAACAAUGGCGCACCAUCACUUGCUGUCAAUGGAGAUUUGCAUGCUAGCGUUGACUCAUCUACUGGAGGUGAAGGUUUGGGUACUCUGAUGGAAGAAGAAGAGGAGGAAGAGGAUAUCCUUGCAGCUCUCUCACCUCUGCGUGAAAAGGGUGGAUUUGAUUUCGUUGCAACGGAAGAAGAACGUAAAAAGCGUAAACAAGCCGAGCAAGAGGUGAUCAAACGCACUCGUCGUACCAGCUUAACUCCUGGACCGUUGAAAUUGAGUGGACGACCGGCCAGCUUAUUUUUAUCUCCUCGUACGCCGCAAUCAAGCUCGACAGGUAGUGGAUUCACGCCAUCCAAUUCUAUGCCCACGUUUGCAUCCAUGCAACAGCAAAUACAAUCAGAUUCCAAUGAUGCAGAUAUCUCACAGGAUACAUCUUCAGAUUCAGAAAUGCUUGCAGUCACGCCUACGAUCAAAGACAUUAUUGAAUCACCAGAAGUCGUUACGCCGCAAUCAUCCGGCCCUGUUAUGAGCCAAAUGCAACGUAAACUGGCCGAGGCAAGAUUGACCGGAGCACUUCCCGAAACUCCUACUCGAAAGGUAAACAGUGGUCCCACCGUAGAAAUGAAACGAUCGUGGAGAGCUUCGAUGCCUACAGCGCCUGCUACUGCACCUGCUGUGCCAAAUGCACCGAGUAGCGCAAAAGGCAUGCGUACUUUACGUCUUGCAACCAAUUUGAACAAUUCAAGAACGGAAUUGUUGCAACAUCGUGCUAAUGCUGAAUCAACUAGUUCGUUAUCAAGUUCUGCAUCGCACAGUAGUUCGGCCACAACAGGCCCAGCUUCUUCGGUCGCUGGCUCCUUUGCUGGUACACCCAACAAACGUGGAAGUUUGAUCUACAAUUCGUCUAGCUCAAAUGCUGCUGAUGUUGUCACCCCUGCAAACAGUGGCAGAAGAAGCAGUAUUCAAUACCGCGCCUCACCUCUUGACAGCAGUUCUCCUGCCGAUCUAUCGAAAUCGUCAAUCUCAUCCACAUCUUCCUUCGUCAACAGUCUCAAUGCACAGCAACAACAACAAUCGACUUCGCCCAGUCCUGGCGCUGGCGUUCCAUAUGGAAUGUUUGAAGAACUCAAAUCCAAGCAUCAAAGAGAUGUUGCUCUUUUGGAUGACGCUCGCCGUAAUAUUGCUAGGUUAGAGUCUGAAUUGGCUUCGGAAAGCGAACGUGCUCGAAAUGAAUACGACGAACUGGAAAGAUGGAGUGCGGAAGAGAAACGUUCGUUGGGUGUUCGUAUUGAACAUUUGGAAGCUAGUAUCGUUGAGGUGACCCAAGUCCGGGCAGCACGUGAACAACAUCAUCAAGCCGAAAUGAAAGAAGCAAUGGCAAAGCAUGAAGAACUCAAGACACAACUUGAAGAUGCACAAGAUGAACGUGAGAUGUUACGUGAAGAUGUUGAAGGAUGGAGAACGAGAUGUUCGGAUUUGGAGAAAUCUCUACGGGAUAGACAACCAAGUCCAAUGCUCAGUGCUGCAAUUCGCGAAGGAUCCAUUUCUCCUAUCAUUACCGAUUUCGAUGCUCCUCCAACACCUCAAGCCAUCAAACUCUUGAAGGAUAUGCGAAUGCAAAUCUUGUCUUUGGCAAGAUCUCUGGAAAUGGAGAAGGAACAGCAUGCAAAGACACGAACCGAGAAGGAUCAAUUGAAUAUGCGUAAUGCCCGCCUUCUCUCUAAUCUACACGAUCAAAGUUUCAAUGAUGAUACGAUGGCUACAACGAUGACUGCAGAUACUACAAUGCAAGAUGAUGUCAAAGAGGAUGCUGAGGUCAAGCAUGUCACCAUUGCUCCACCACCUCGUAGCGUUUCAGCAAAGUCUAACUUGAUGACUGAUUCAUCAUCGAAUGGCAGCUUGAAUGGCGUGAUCACUGUCAGUUGCUUGAGCAAUCCUUCUCCCACUGCCGAUCGUAGAGCUGUCUCAUACGAAAGUGCAGGUAGCAGUGGAAGUGCAACCAAGAAGAAGCGUAAUCACGUUUUCGCCUAUGACAGUAGCAUGGAAAGCGGAAAAGGAGGUACAAGUAUGGGAAGCAUGAGUGGAAUUACACAUCAAACUUCCGAUUACCUUGGCAGUCCCGGAAGUGGCGAGAACAGAAACAGCAAGAAUGAUGACGCAUUCAUUGCAGAAGUACAAGCUGAUUUGGUAGGAUUGGGCAUGAGUACGUCUUUGGAUACGCUAGACGAAGAAGAAGAAGCAAAUGUUGAAAAAGACGGCACUCCGCUUUCGACAGGUAAUGAGCAAUUUGAUACUCCGCAAUCGAUACACAUUGUUCAACAUCAACCAAGUGAUUCAUUCGAUGUUGAAGCUGGAGGUUUACGUCCAUUUGAUGUCGAAUCUACUGCUCCUUCAACUCCUGCUUUGGAUCAUCAAUCUCCUUUGCCUCAAUCUCUUCCUACGAUGUCAAUCGGGGCAGACGAAGAUGAUCAUCUUGAAUCCGGUCAUAACAGUGUCAGCAUCACAUCUUCCGUCGAAUCGCACAUGGAGCCAGUUUCACCAUUGCCAACACAAAGUCAAACAUCUACAGAAACGAUCACAACGCCCAUGGAUCAUGAUGAUCACGGUCGAUUUGAUUCAAGCAAGGAUGAAGAUCAAUAUCUUGAUGAAGAAGUUGAUGAAAGCGAACUCCCACCUCCACCCGCUCCAAGACCAGAAUUUAUUCGGGAAUGGUCAUUCUCCAAAGCAAUGUCCACCAUGCCUAGAUCAAACUCUUUGCGUGAGAAGCCAAAAUUGCGUAUCGGAACGCAAGGCCUGGAUAUGAUGGGAAGUGAACAGAGGAAGAGACGAGCAAGGAAGAACGUUUCGAUUGAUGACUUCUUUGGAAUUAUGAAUUUGGAUCAAGGCACGAAGUUACCUCCAUUGCCUACGCCUGACGAAGCAUUGGACAUGCCACCUUUGCAAUUUGAGAAUGAUACAGGCGUGACAACUUCGUUCAACUCUGCACCUCCUUAUGGCAUCGCACCUAGAUGGCCAUCCACCAUCAAACCUCCGAUUGCAAAAACGUCUAGAAUGUACGGACAAAGUAUGUCAAGUCGUUCAUCCAGUUCGCUUUCACCUUCUGGAAGUUUCAAUUCGAUUCGCACAUCUUCGCAAUCGCAGAGGUAUGGCAGCAGUGGCAAUCACUAUGGAGGAGAACAGGUCCCUGCCGCGCAAAGUGCACCUGGAGGAGGCUACUUUAGCCGAGUUGUUUCCUUAACAAGUGCUUUCAGUAGUGGACUUGGAGGAUAUUUAAUGGGAGGCGGAACUCCUUCACCGCAAGCUUUACCUGCAUAUAAAAAUGACAACAGAAUGGACUAUAACGAUGGUUAUCACGGUUACGGUGGCGUUGAGUCUGGCGAUCAAAAUGCCAGUAUAAGCUGGGCUGUUACUCAACGUCGAGAAGUAGAAGAGGCAUAA